This is a messenger RNA of Haliotis rufescens (red abalone), 1860 nucleotides long. RefSeq lists its product as uncharacterized. Lineage: Eukaryota; Metazoa; Mollusca; Gastropoda; Lepetellida; Haliotidae. Bases 94 to 516 code for a protein of 140 amino acids. The record is from RefSeq and is a predicted model, not a curated record. The transcript is spliced from 3 exons.
ACAUCAAUAGCGACAACGCUACGGAUAUCCAACGGCAUCACUACACUGUCUGAAAGAACUACCUAUACUACUGCUCCGGGAUCAACCGACACAAUGAAAUCCCUGACCUCUACAGCCCUGUCAUCAACACACACAGACAAUGGAAGUAUUGUUUUACCCUUAGCAGUGGUGUGUGGUAUCAUGGGUCUCGUCAUCGUGCCGCUGAUCAUAUAUAUCAUGGUAAACAAGCUAUCCAGGACCUCGCACGGUAAUUCAUCUAAUCCUGAAACGUCAGUUCGUUAUUGUGUGCAGAGCAUCCCUAAUAGAUCCCAGGGAGAAGAUGACCAUAUUCCCACCAGUGGCACCACCAACACAUAUUCUGGCCUCAGCCAUGAUGUUGAAAGAAAUAUCUACAAUGUAAUACAACGUAAUGCAAGUGAAGACGGUGACGAGCAUAGCUACGGUCACAUAAACAGAAGUGAAGGGCCUUCCUACGUCAACUCGGUCAGUGGAGAUGAUCCAUACAUUAACGCCUAGAGACAACACACAAGCUAGUGUUUCAGAUUGUUGCAGCAUAUAGUACCAUUAUUCGCAGGUAUAAGAUCAGUCAGUGCGUAUUUGCACUUAUCAAGUAUAUCAUGUAAAGUUGAUGUUGUAAAUUAUGUCUCUGUAUCAUGUUCAAUAUAUACUCAAAGCCAUUGAAAACGCACUUCAGUGUUCAGAAGGUGCGUAUUUUAUUACAGUGAAAGAAAACCAAAUGAAACCAACCAAAAUGACAAACACACCCAUCACAUGAAAUGUAAGCAAUAAAGUCCGUAAGAAACAUGCCCGUUGGAUGACGUCACAGAGGCUCAGAACGUAGCCGGGACCACCGGGGAUCAAUAACAGGUAUGUCCACCAUGUACACUGACGUAAUCCUGAAGUCGCCGAGGCAUGGACUGACAACGUUGUUGACCGCCCCUGAUGUUGUAGGGACUGUGUCAACUCUGCUACUGUCUGAGGCGGUUGGUGUCAAAGCUCGUCCCAUAAGUGUUCAAUUGGAUUCAUGUCAGGUGACAUGGCAGGAUGUUGUUCCUGUUCAGAAAGUCUCCCGUGAACCUCGUGGACGUGCAUUGUCAUGCUGGAAGACACGCUUGUGUAGGGCGCCAUGUUGAGCCAGUAAUGGCAAUAGUGCUAGGCGAAGGGUAUUUUUCACAUAAUCUGGAACAUUGAGGUUGCCUUGGAUAACCACCGACUGUGGGAACGACAAUUGAUGGUACUUCCCAUACCAUUGUACCGCCUCCUCCAAAGCGACACCUUUCCAAAACACAGCGGCGUUGACGGGUCCCAAAAGUACCAAAAGGUAAAAAAUGGUUGAAAGGAUGCAGCAGUCGAGUUAUCUUGCAUGGAUGGACGUUAACAUGUCUGGCGACAAUCACUUGAGUUGCCCCUUCUUGCAGCAUUCUGAUCGCUUGGUUCCUGCUGGCUUGGUCGAGUCUUGGCAUAUUGAACAAGUGACGGAUGACCAUUUUCGUGUGUGCUUUUAAAGAACCUGGGAUCUAGCUUUCCACGUGCAGCAUGUGUCCAGCAGCAGUGAUUGUGUUUCGGUGCAGUGUGCACAGUUGCGUUUCUCUUUCUGAUUCAUUGCUCCAAGGUGGUUCGAACCCGAACUGACACAAGGGGACACAUAUCUCUCACAGAAAUCUCAUGAUGUUUGAAAAGGUUUCAGGGAAUUGCUCUUUUCACAAGUACGCUCAUCAAAAGCUAUUGUGUUUUCAAUGGCUUUGUGGUAAAUCCCCAUUCCACCAGAUUUUUCAAAGUUUCGUUUAUCACCUGAUCAAUCAGCUUGCUUGAUAAUUAUAUUUAGUUUACCUGCUUUGUUUAUUAAUUAAUAUUAUGCUA